Messenger RNA from Leptonychotes weddellii (Weddell seal), 2693 nucleotides. The record is from RefSeq and is a predicted model, not a curated record. Lineage: Eukaryota; Metazoa; Chordata; Mammalia; Carnivora; Phocidae.
UCACUUACUUGCUUUUCCAAUAGUGAAAAGGAAGAAGAUGAUAAUGAGAAAAGAGAAGAUCCAGGUGAUAACUGGGAAGAAGGUGGAGGAGGUGGUGGUGGUGUAGAAAAGUCUUCAGGUCCCUGGAAUAAAACAGCUCCAGUACAAGCACCUCCUGCUGCAGUAAUUGUUACAGAGACCCCAGAACCAGCAAUGACUAGCGGUGUGUAUAGGCCUCCUGGAGCCAGGUUAACCACAACAAGGAAAACACCACAAGGACCACCAGAAAUCUACAGUGAUACACAGUUCCCAUCCCUGCAGUCCACUGCCAAGCAUGUAGAAAGCCGGAAGGAUAAAGAAAUGGAGAAGAGCUUUGAAGUAGUAAGACACAAAACUAGAGGUAGGGAUGAGGUUUCAAAAAACCAGGCCCUUAAACUUCAGCUAGACAACCAGUAUGCUGUGCUUGAAAAUCAGAAAAGCAGCCACACACAGUACAAUUAAGGAAUGGUCUUUGCUAACGCUUCUAAGGUAACUAGGCCGCAGCUAACCACCAGGAACAGCCAUUCGUCAUCCGACCGCUGCUGGACCCACAGCCGAUGCAGACCACUCGGUAUAAGUGACCGGCCCUAUGGUGCUGGGGAAGCACAGGUGUCACGGCUGCUGUUUGUAUAUAUUGGAUUUAGGGGGAUUCUCAUUGUUCUCUAAGUGCGUGAACUAGAUUCAGCGGUGUUCUUUCAUUAUUACUCUGCAAAUACAAAACCAGAAACUGCAGCCAGUGGUCAUUUCAAAAUGUUUUUAUGUUCAGAUACUGAGCCUUCGUAAGGGCUGACUACCUCAGGUUUGCUGCACUCGUUGCGGACUUCAUGUGGAUCACAACUUCUGGACACGAAGGUUACAGCUAGUAAGUGUCGGUGUGAAGGUUGAGACCAGCUCUACUGGAUUCCUAUCAGAAAUCCUGCAGAAAGUCAGCCAUCUGGGUUCUGAUCUGCUGUACAAGAUGAAGAUUUAAGUGACCUUAAUUAACCUGCCCUGUGCCCCACCCUUAAGGAUACUCCGUAGUGGGCUGUGUUAGACUUCUGGAACGUGCCGCUCUCAAAAGAACUCCUGUGUUCAGAUAAUCUCUGUAGGGUUGUGAUUUUAUUAUUUAAACUUUGAGUUGUAUUCUGAGGUAACCACAAAUUAAAUUCAGCCAAACUUGGGUCCACCAAGUGGGAAAGGGGGUAGGGGAGGGAGUAAUCUUAUUUCUUUUAGUAAUUUUUUAUUUGGGUAGUGCUUUUUCUGUGUUCACACAUUAAGGCCUUUUUUUUCUUUCCUUCUUUCUUGACUUGGAAUAAGUUCUUUGACAGAGCAUAUUGCUUGGUUAAAUAAGUGACCUGAAAUAUGCAUUAGAAUUGUGAAAUGUCUUGUGAAUUUGCCAAUCCCUAGAGUGGAACCAAAUAGCCUUUGGUGUCAAGGGCAGUGGAUGUGAGGGGCUCUACUUCAGGUGCUGCUAAGCCUCCUCUAAUCAGGUCUAAACUGCAGGGGAAAGAGUAUGGGUUCUGCUCAGGCCAAGGGAUUCACUGACCGGUCCUUAUCAAUUCAGAGCAACAUGAGCAGAACCUUAGCCUAAAACCCACGUAGGUUUUCACGGAUCUUGCAUGAUCUUUGACAAGAUUUCCAGAUACACUUGUGCCCCAAUUUUUCAGGUAUUGGACAUUCUAUAGAUGCAGUGAUUGUGCCAGUUUAGCUCUGUUACCAACCUUCUGGUAUGUCUUUAUGUUCAUUUGAAGAGUCAGGGGCGAAGACAGGUGAUGUAGCACUUCUGUUUUUAAUAAUUACAGCUUAAACUAUCCAGUAAUUUUUGGUCCUUAAAGGGACUUCAGGAAGCUACCCAGGAUUACUGAAAAGUCCAUCUAAUGAGAUAGUCUGGUAAUGUACUAGUUUUGUAUCUUUGGUUCAGUAGAUAUAUUUCAAAGUGGUAUGUGACCACUUGACGCAGAGUCUGGGUUUCUCUCUAAUAAAUCCCUUUGCCAAAUGCAGGAGUUGCAGACUUGCUACUGGCAAGAGUGAAGCAAGUGAGCGAGUAAAACUAUCCUGGUGUGGGGGCAUAUCUCCUACAGGAGUGCAGUCUUGAUGAAAAGUGUCAGUGCAGGAAUCGGCUCCUGGGAGGUCACAGUAUCUCCUGACAGGACCUGCCCACCACAUCUGGGCCAGGAUGUUGGCGUUGUUUGAGGUGGCAGGCAGGGUGCCUGCCUUCUGGGGUAUUGGGGUGAGCAGCUGAGCCAGCCAAGGAGAGGUUGGAUGAUUAAACAAGAAACGAGGGAUUCUUGGUUAAACUGAAGACUUCAUUUGGGAACCAAAAAUCUUAACAAAUAAUCUCUUGGACCUUGAGCCACAUAUUUCCCCUGAAAAGUAUGCAUUUUUUUCCAGCAAAAUUGCGUUGGGGGUUAUGUUACUGAGGAAUGAACUGAGAUGAAUAUGUGGAACUUUUAUUUAAUGGCAUACUAUACUAGAAAUCUGAAGACCUGCAGGAGAUUUAAAAUUCCAACUCUUGUUAUAACUUUUUAAAAGAUUGUGAAAUUAUAAAAAUGCACAUGAAUCAAGUUUUAAUAUACUGUAUGAUGGGUGGGUGAGGCUGUCCAUUGUACCAUUUCUUUCUUUGAAUUCUCAGGCAUGGUUUGGCAGUGCAAGAACUCUGUAACAUUAACAAAUUCAAUAAAAAGUAAAUAUAUGGA